AUGCAAGUGAAUACUGAAGAUGUUACUGUGCCAUGGGGUAGGGUACCAGAUUCCCUGGAUAUACAGAUGGGUCGCUGGCGCAUGGCAGUAUUUCAGGAUGUUCAAGAAAGUUUUGAUCACUCCAAGCUGUAUUUCCUCUACGAUCCGGUUGCAGAUGAAAAUUCAGGAACAACUGGUGGGCGCAAAGGCAACCAAGGUUUGGUCAUUUUCGAUUUGUAUCAGCGCUGCUUUACUCGGGAAAUACCCAUCUUUUGUGAAGGAACACCUAAAUUUAUAUUUGCAUUGAAGUGUCCGUCAUCUUCCGGAGGUUCCUCAUUUAUCAUUACCUGUACCGCCAAUAGAUAUGGUCAUACUGGGUUAUUACUCUAUAGAAUUAAUUUAACACGUGAUGGGAUGAAUUUGGAAAGCGGACCAAGAGCACUGUUGUCAAAUUUUAUAACAGUCACUGAUACAUUCAUCGUUUCGAUGCGUGAAGAUGCACCUGAAGUUGUGCUGAUGACUGCUCCUGGUCUUACUGUUUGGCGAAUCAGUUGUCUCACCGAACUGCCUUCCAGCCCAAUCGAAUCAUUUUCAGUCUCAGGGGCAGACCUCAAUCAUUAUUAUGAUGCUUACCUAAGCCAAGGGAAAAUAUAUUUUCUGUCUCAGUCACCUGAUGGACAUUUCGAUCAUUCUCGAGUCCACGUUCUUGAAAUCACAGGACAGCGUAAGUUACAUACAGUAAUGUGUAGUCCUGAUCCUGUGCGUGGUGCACCAUGCGCUCGUAAGCAGGCUGCUAUUGAUUCAGUGGCAGGAUACAUUUUACUUGCUGGUGGCGAGAUCAGUUAUGAUGGCUCGGUAUCUCGUCUUGUUGAUUAUUGGUUUGUUGAUCUUUCAACUUUCAUAUGGCAACAAAUUCCUGCAGAAAUGCCAAUUCCUUUGAUUGAACCACGCCUUACGGCCACAAAUUCAGGAAGCAUUUAUUUGUGGGGUGAUUUUGAUCAGCCAAUGCCAGGUAUGCCAAACGGAACACAUCUGCGUAUUCUGAAAAUAACCGGAUUUGGAAGCAUUAAACCACCUCCUUAUGACGAAGCAUCCAAAAAACCUACUUCACCUCCGUUUAUUCCACAAGAGCCGUAUCCAACGAACCCUGUAGAUGGAUCAUUUCCAUCAUAUCCAAGUCUUGGUUUUAUGCCGGGUAGGAACACGUCGAGUAUGGCUCCUUAUCCACCAAGUAAUUCUUCCCAUCCACAAAAUAAUUUCUCGUACUCACCAAAUCAACCCUUUUGUCCAUCAGGACAAGCAACAUAUCCUCAAGAGCAACAGCGACAGUGUUACCCGGAGUCGGCACCUUAUUCUCAGAAUCGUCAGAGCACUUAUCAAGACGGUACGCCGCAGCAGACGUGCGGUAUUGCUCCUGGGCCGUUUAGUGGUCAGCAUGCUUAUUAUCCUCCACAGGAAAAGCAGAACUGCUGUCUUCAGUGA
Messenger RNA from Brugia malayi, 1461 nucleotides. RefSeq lists its product as uncharacterized. The transcript is spliced from 7 exons. NCBI's taxonomy places the organism in Eukaryota, Metazoa, Nematoda, Chromadorea, Rhabditida, Onchocercidae. Gene Ontology annotation, molecular function: protein binding. The coding region runs from base 1 to 1461 and encodes 486 amino acids. The record is from RefSeq and is a predicted model, not a curated record.